Messenger RNA from Aspergillus fijiensis CBS 313.89, 899 nucleotides. RefSeq lists its product as uncharacterized. The transcript has a single exon. NCBI's taxonomy places the organism in Eukaryota, Fungi, Ascomycota, Eurotiomycetes, Eurotiales, Aspergillaceae. The record is from RefSeq and is a predicted model, not a curated record. Bases 199 to 633 code for a protein of 144 amino acids.
CCUAUCUUCAUACUUGCUCAGCACUUACUGGUAAUACUUAAUUUCUAUUGAAGUUGGUGCUUGUCUCUUGCUUGUCAAACAUAUCAACCCACCCCACCUGUAUACAUAUAUACUUCGUGGUCGCCAGGCGCAAGGACUCAAUUAAAACCCGAUCUGAUCAAACCUAAUUCAUCCGAUCUACUUUCUACUCCCACCAUCAUGCAGCUCACCACCUUGUUCGGUCUUGCUCUCUCCACCCUGAGCCUUACCUCUGCCUCGCCUAUCUCCUAUCCCAGUCGCCGUGACAGCGCGGCGUUGACCUGGCACGUUUCCAACUUCACCACCGGCUGCUCGCCGGGAGGCUGCGUCUACAACUUCAACAUCCUCGGUGUGGCAACCAAGAACACGCCUGGCUUCAAUACUACCUGCUCUGGUACGACCACGGAUAGCAGCUCCGACGACCUCGUCUCCUGCCAGAACCCUUUGAUCAAGUCCCGCGUCAAAGCCGAGCCGUAUCCGCUGUGGAAUGUCCGGGCUGAACAUGAAUGGAUCCUCCCUGGCGAUGCCGAGUUCUUUGCUUUCGGAGAGACUAAUGUCACCUCCUCGACACCGCGGUUUACAAUCCCCGUUACCGAGGAGUAUGGAGUCGCCUAAAGAAGUAGGAGAUGAGCCAAUCUCCCCGCCCUGCCUGGUGUUUGCUGAAGAUGAUAUUACCCUCCGGAGGGUAAUUCGACGGAGGUGUGGGAUACGAACUGUUUUUGUAUCAUAUGAUUAUCAUGUCUAUUUUUUUCUUUUUCUUUGUUGUGUAUUGUUGAUAGUUAUGGGAUAGGGGUUGUUUACCUAAUAAUGUCUGGUUACAUGAUGGGCAAAAAGUGGCUAAUGCAGGACACAAUUUUAUGACCAACCGAAUGAAAAAGCAU